UCCAAGAAGGUUUUAAGGAUUUCCCACAACAGACAGAGAGAGAGAAUCAAUCCUUUCCUUCAAUGAGAAGAUAAGGUAGGACCAAACAAAAUAAAUAAGGAAGGCCAUAUCUUUGAAAUGGAACAAGUGUGCUAAGGAAUUGGAAAGAGAACAAACCAAAGAUGGGAUUAAUAAGGAUCUUCUUUAUCAUGAUCUUCCUUCAUCUUCAUGUAUCUUCAUCUCCUUCACAAAAUCUCCUAGUUUCAGCCUUCAAUCAGCUAGAAAAUGGAAACAAAGCAGCACUAGACAAAGUACCGAUCAAGGUAGGAAGCAUUGGAAGAGUGACAACAGUUGAUAGGCGUGGCGGCGGUGGUGGUCAUGGAGGUGGUGGCGGCCAUGCUGCUAGUGGUGGUGGCAGUCAUGGAAGUGGUGGCGGUGGUAGAGGACAUGGAGGGUCAAACAACAAUAGGGGCAACGGUAUUGGUCGGGGAUAUGCAGCCGUAAUCCCCUUGUAUGCAGCUGGUGCAGGUGCACACCACAUCAAUAACAACCACCGCCAUGGUGGUAGAACCAGUGGCGCCACCACCAACUCCAUUGGUCGGUCUGUUUUGGUUUCUUCUAUCUUAGCCACUCUCUUUAUUUUGCAACACAUUUAACCUAGCUUUUUGGGUGUAUAUUUUCACAUACCUGUCAAAUACAAAAUAUUCCACAACAUAGUUUCUAUUUGUUUUCUUAUCUUGUACAUUAUAACAAUGUUUCUCAGAAAAUGUGAAGACUACAUUAAAGAAUAAACAACUUAUCUUGAUUUGAA
Molecule: messenger RNA, 790 nt
Organism: Camellia sinensis
Lineage: Eukaryota; Viridiplantae; Streptophyta; Magnoliopsida; Ericales; Theaceae
Source: RefSeq, a predicted model, not a curated record